Messenger RNA from Salvelinus sp. IW2-2015, 3293 nucleotides. RefSeq names its product forkhead box protein J3-like. NCBI's taxonomy places the organism in Eukaryota, Metazoa, Chordata, Actinopteri, Salmoniformes, Salmonidae. The record is from RefSeq and is a predicted model, not a curated record. Gene Ontology annotation, cellular component: nucleus. Gene Ontology annotation, biological process: regulation of transcription by RNA polymerase II. Gene Ontology annotation, molecular function: RNA polymerase II cis-regulatory region sequence-specific DNA binding; DNA-binding transcription factor activity, RNA polymerase II-specific.
UUGGAAGUAGUUCCGGUGGUUUAGCAAGAGAACGGAGUCAGGAGACGCGGCGGGAUCCUGUUGUUGGAGAAGCAAACGCGAAUAGCGGGAUGAGGAAGUCUCCAAUUCAUGGCACACAAUUGACCACAGCACRGGUCAAUGUGACACGAGUAUUGCAUGGAGCAUGCAACUUCAGUGACAGCCCUAGAAGGUGAAGAAGCUCAGUCCUCGGAGGAAAUGUUCAAGUGCAGCGCUGGAACCUCUGUAAAAUUUUAACCGGUUCAUAACCAUCCACCCGGCAUUGGCGCCUCAAUGAGGAGCGUAUGAACAUGCACCAUAGAAGGACUACUCUACCUUUCGGUUCAAUACAUUCCACAGAUGCUUGGGCCAGAGAAGAGAUGUAAAGAUACUAAAACAAAUUCAGCCGGUGCCGCUGUGCAACAGCAAUCCAGUGAGCGAAAGGAGAGCAUCUCCCCGCCCUGCCCCUGAGUCCCCCAACCCUUCACCACCAUCAUGACCUCUGAACUAGGGAGCAGCCUUACCUCCAUGGACUGGCUUCCCCAGCUUACCAUGCGGGCGGCCAUCCAGAAWUCCAACGCCGGGCACCAACACCACACUCACGGGUACCCCCACGGGCAUCAUGGCCACGGGCUGGGAAAGAAGAAUGCCCSGCUGGACCAGGGAAACAUGCUGGACCAGGAGGAGGUGGCCCAGCAUAGGGAUGGCAAACCACCCUACAGCUACGCCAGCCUUAUCACCUUCGCCAUUAACGGCUCGCCGCACAAGAGGAUGACCCUCAGCGAGAUCUACCAGUGGAUCUGUGACAACUUCCCCUACUACCGGGAGGCUGGCAGCGGCUGGAAGAACUCAAUACGGCAUAAUCUGUCCCUGAACAAGUGUUUUCUCAAAGUGCCUCGCUCUAAAGACGACCCUGGGAAAGGGUCCUACUGGGCUAUAGACACCAACCCUAAAGAGGACACACUGCCCACCAGACCAAAGAAGAGGCCGCGCUCUGGAGAAAUGGCCUCCACCCCCUACAGCCUGGAAUCGGAGUCCCUGCGAAUGGACUGUAUCAUGUACGGAGAUGCCUCUCCCACUCUGGCAAUCAACACUGUGACUAACAAGGUAGUGUUGUACAAGACGGAGCAGGAGGACAGCGACAGCCCCAGGAGCAGCCUCAAUAACAGCCUCUCUGACCAGAGCCUGUCCUCAGUCAACCUCAACAGCGUAGGCAUCGCGCACAGCUACACGCCGGUCAGUAAUCACACAGAACCCUCCUCCCAGUCUCUGAGUUUAAAGCUGCAUCCUCCCCCUCCACUUCCUCCUCCUCCCCAGCCCCAGUACAACGUAGCCGAGGGGGACAAGCAGCUCCUCUUCUCUGACUUCGAGGACCUCAGUGCCUCCUUCCGCAGCCUCUACAAGUCUGUCUUUGAGCAGUCCUUCAGCCAGCAUGGUCUCAUGGGUAUGCCCAGCGAAUCGAGCCAGCAGCCACAGACGUUGUGCUCCUACCAGCACUCCCCUGGCCGGGGCAGCAGCAGGGGCAUCAACGCCCACAACCACCAACACGCACACAACCACGGUCACCGCCAUAACCACCACCCGCCCCACUCGCAGCACCUCUCUCCCCACGCCACACACAACCAACACCAACCUCAUCAACACACUCAGCACAGGCAGCACUCAUCUCAGCACACACAGCACCCUCAACACCGCCAGCACCCCAACAGUGGGCAGCAGCAGUCACAGCACCUCCAGAGCCAUACUGGCCAGCCAGCACAGAUGCCCUGCACCAGCACUGGUCUGUCAGCCGACUGGUACCCCAACUUGGACUGGCUGAAGGAGAGCUGUCGCAUCGCCGGCAGCUACAACUGGGCUGACGUGGACCUCGCUCCAUUCCAAGGACUAAAGGAAAGCAUGAGGCAGGCGGAGCUCAACAACUGGUCCCUGGACUCAGCCCAGAUAGCCGAACUGUGCUCCUCCAUCAACCAGUUCUUCACCCGCACUGGGGUCAUCCCACCACAAGGCCCAUUGCAACCACAGCCACCCCCGCCUGCCUGUCACGGCCCCAUGCACACCAGCAAGCCCAGUCAGCACAUCAACACAGGUAAUCCGUAUAUGGACUCUAGACAGAACAUGUCUUCAAUGAUGGGACCCCCGGGUUACCCCCACAUGACCCCCAUGAGCACCGCAGGCUCCACGAUGACAGGGCACCAUGGCCAGAUGAACCAGCAGCACAUGAUGCCACCUGGGCACUACCAGAUGAGGAGGCUGCCUACCGAAGACAUCCAGGACGACUUUGACUGGGACUCCAUCGUUUAGAACUGCCCCAAGGAGAGGAAGAACGAGGGAUAGGGAAAGAGGAUCAGAAGAGUGGAAGAGGAUUGGGACCGGCCACAUAUGCCCUUUGGAGAAAGAGAGACAUUACAGGAGAGGAGUGUCAAUCACCUGAUUUUGGUCUUUUUAUACAAGAGUGUAGAGUGACUUUGAAGACAAUCAAACGUAAAGAGAGACUAGUCAACGUUUACCACUGGACAAGUUAUGGUCAUUUUGUCGAGAAAAAAUUACAUUUGGAACGGUUUCGUCUCAAUGUUCCAAGUGCCAACAGGUUUAGAAGUCGCCACAAAUUGUGACAAGCGAUGGUGAAGUAUUUUGUUUAAUAUAUGCUUCGAUUCUCGUUUCCUUCCGCUCAAAGUGGAAAGUAGCGUUUGUGUUUUCCGACAGGUUUUUUUCAAGACACGUCCACCUGCCACUGAACUGAAAGGACUGGGCGUGGAUGAAAAAGAUAGUGCCAUUAUACGRCGGAACAAACAACCGGCAUCAUGCCAAUUAGUCCACACAGUAUUGUGACUUUUCCUCCUCUACUCCCCUAUCUGGCAGAAGGGAUAAGAAAUCCACAGAAUUAUAUUUGCGCCACUUCCAAGAAAUACAGGUAGUUAGAAAUGUGACAAUAGGGGUAGACCAGAUAAGAAUGCUCACGCUAAUAAGGGAAUGACAUUGGGGUACGGUGGCUGUCGACAACAACAAGUGUUUGACUGACUCAGGCGCCAUCUUGUUGGUGUAGGCUUAUAUUGCAGAGAGAAGUGACCGUAUGUUAUCAGAGGAGAAAUCACAUUAUACCACACCUGGGUUCAAAUGCUAUUUGAAAUKUUUCCCGCCUUGAGUGCGAGAUUAAUGGGGUUUGCACUUUUGAGAUGUUUCUAUUGGUCCAAAAAGUCUUAAUCAAGCACAGCUGAAUUUUAUGAAAUUCAAAUAAAAUAUUUUGUACUUUUUAGCCAUUUUUCUCCCCAAUUUCGUGAUAUCCAAUUGGUAGUUAG